This is a messenger RNA of Alternaria conjuncta, 630 nucleotides long. RefSeq lists its product as uncharacterized. The record is from RefSeq and is a predicted model, not a curated record. NCBI's taxonomy places the organism in Eukaryota, Fungi, Ascomycota, Dothideomycetes, Pleosporales, Pleosporaceae. The transcript has a single exon. Bases 1 to 630 code for a protein of 209 amino acids.
AUGUCUGAAAUGCAAGAAAACCCCACUCCUGCUGACCAAUCCUCACCAGCUAUCACAUCGACCAUGUCUGAUGUGAAGGAAACCCCAACCGCUCCUGACCAAUCCUCAUCAGCUAUCCCCUCGGUCACGUUUGAUGUGAUAAGAACCAUUCCUGACCUCGACAAAUCUCCACUCUCGAUCGCCCAUACCCCCAAAGAGAUGAGGCGACCUCCCCCCAUCGACACCACACGUAACUCGACCAUCGACAUCGCAAAGAUCACCCCACCAGGUCAAACCGACAAGUUCCCCAAGGAAGCUCUAGGUACAUAUACGCCCAAAAACGCACCCGUAACAGACGCCAUGAUCGAACGCACAUACCAAAGCAUUCUACGCGGGGACUUCGGCAUCGAUCUCAACACGUUCAAGCCCGACGAGAACGACCCGGAUUACGAUGUACGAAGGCACUUGUCGUUGGUGCAGCUGGCGCUAUUGGCCACGAUGCAGGACGAUCACCAGGAUAGGAUCAUCGAGGCCAUCCGCGAUGAUGCUGAUGGUAGCAUCUUCUGGAAGGGAGCUGGUAGUGAGGAUGUCGGGAUCGGAUGGCGGAAAGAUGAUGAGGAGUUCAAGGCUGAGAUCUGUAGGCAGCGUUGA